Molecule: messenger RNA, 1309 nt
Organism: Neolamprologus brichardi
Lineage: Eukaryota; Metazoa; Chordata; Actinopteri; Cichliformes; Cichlidae
Gene: ufm1
Product: ubiquitin-fold modifier 1
Biological process (GO): protein K69-linked ufmylation
Cellular component (GO): cytoplasm; nucleus
Source: RefSeq, a predicted model, not a curated record
UGGCACCAGAUGGAUGACGUGUACGUGAGGGUCCUUCUGACUUCCGGGUUUGUAUAAACAGAUAUCAAGCGGAGUCGCCUCGCCCAUAAAGAUGUCUAAAGUAACGUUUAAAAUCACCCUGACGUCGGACCCCCGGCUACCAUACAAAGUACUAAGUGUCCCAGAGAGCACACCAUUCACAGCGGUUUUGAAGUUUGCAGCUGAGGAGUUUAAAGUGCCGUCAGCAACCAGUGCAAUAAUAACAAAUGAUGGAAUAGGAAUCAACCCGGCUCAGACUGCAGGUGAUUUCAUAUGUUCUUAUGGAAUGUGUUUCUGAAGCACGGCUCAGAGCUUCGCCUCAUUCCAAGAGACAGAGUGGGAGGACAAGGAGACUGAUGCUGCUUUUCCUCGUCGACAUCGGCAUAAUGACUCACGCGGCAGAUUCAUGUAACGCUCGAGACCCAGGAAACACCUCAGCGUGUGUCAUUUUUAUUUUCUGGCUCAACACUGACAGUGACUCACAUGAGAGUAUAUUUAAACACAUUGAUGACGUGCGCAUGUUCCCUGUGUCAAGUUCAAAAGUUUGGAGUAACAUCAGGAGAGAGUAAGAGAGUAAUGAAUUCACACAACACAGCAUCUACAUCCCAGGAAAGAUCAGCAAACAACUGAGUCAGCUGACUUUUGUAUCUUUGUAAAUGACAAUAAAGAAUCCAUAUGACCAACAGCACAUGCUCAGUGCAGCGUUACUUUUGUUCGUACUGGAAUUGGUAAUAAUAUCUACAAAGGAUGCUGUUAAGUGCUUCAUUAAGCGACUGGUGACUUUAUCUGUGCUAAUCAGGCACCUUGUGUCAGAGCAGUGUUCUUCAAACAGAUGCUGCAGUUGUCCUGGGGACCAGAUUUGUCUUUGAGUCGAUCCAACACAGCUUCUGAUUAAAGCAUGAAACCGUUAAAUCAAUCUGUUCAAACAUAUGGCUCUUUGCUGCCCUCUCUCAGGUUACAUUCGAGCAUCAAAUGCACUCAUCCCCCCACUUGAAAUCAUACACUGUGCACCUGCACACAAUAAAUAUAGAAAAUCUCCACUGAAUAAUGCUGCCUGAUUAUGAACUGAUAAAGCAGGUGUUGAUAAAAACAAGCCAAGCGUCCAAAGAGCUUAGAUUAAAAUUGGCAUCGAGAUGUGUCUGAGUAGCUAUCAAUAAGAUUCAUCAACCACUGGUAACACGGAUUUUCAUCUUGGAAAUAAAUGUCACGUGUUUGCAGUCGUUUGUCAUGUGGCUUCUCUUUUUGACAGUGUGGCAGUUUGAAAAACAAGUAAACAGAAAUUGUGUCUUAA